This is a messenger RNA of Sphaeroforma arctica JP610, 964 nucleotides long. RefSeq lists its product as hypothetical. Lineage: Eukaryota; Ichthyosporea; Ichthyophonida. The record is from RefSeq and is a predicted model, not a curated record. The transcript has 5 exons. Gene Ontology annotation, cellular component: plasma membrane. Gene Ontology annotation, molecular function: copper ion transmembrane transporter activity. Gene Ontology annotation, biological process: copper ion transmembrane transport; intracellular copper ion homeostasis. Bases 1 to 903 code for a protein of 300 amino acids.
AUGGAAACAUCCUACAGAAGGCGGCAGUCGACGAUCACCUAUGUUGAACCGAAGGCCGAGUGUCCGUUCUGCGGGAUGUCUGGUAUCCACGAGCACGCACUGAACUUCAAUGGAAGUCAGGCCGUGUACGCGUGCAGCAUGAGCGAACACUACACGCGCAUAUAUCAACAAGAGGAUCUGCAGUCAGCAUUCAGCGGUGUGGUGGCUGGCAUUGAUGCAGAGUCGACAGGCAAUGACACAGCUGUACCCGAACAACAGGACGAGCCCUUCUGCUACGGUUCAGGGACAGUCAUGCUCAAUGGGUUUACUUUCAAUAUGGACAAUUGCAUCACAUAUCUCUUCGACGGAUGGGUGCUGGAUACCCCGUUCAAGUACGCCGGAGCCACCGUACUCACAUUCUUGGUUACUGUUUUCGUCCAGGUUCUGAGUAAAGUGCGAAUGAAACUGGAACAAGCACAAGUCAAAAGCCAAUUAGCAGAUCAACGCCAACCUCGCGUCUCUGAAUUGCUGCUCAAUAGUUCGCUGGUGUUGGUAUCAGUCACAUUUGGCUACUGGGUGAUGUUGUUGACUAUGACCUACUCAGUGAUACUCUUUUUAGCUGUGGUGUUUGGGCUGGCUGUAGGACACUUUUUGACCAAUUUCUUCACACAUCGAGAAAUCACAAAUCCUUUCUCGGAAUAUCAUACCUCUGGAGAAGCCCCACGUAUUUCAUCACUACAUGCGGUUGUAGUGGAUACAGAUUCAGAAGAGAAGAAAGAAACCUAUUGUCAUGAGGAUGCGGAGAGUAUUUCCGAUCUGAUGCACGACCCAAGCAGUCCUGAUUCUGGUAAAGCGUCGGAGGCAGUAACAAAGGACUCUCCGGCACCUAAGGCGUUGCCAGACACGCCAUGUUGUCCGUAUUAGUCGCCCAGAUAAAGAAACUUAGUCAUAAAAGAGUGUAAAUCAACAUACCACUCAUGUGGAG